UUUCACCACAUCUUCUUUAUUUGGUUGCUUUUUUUUUUCACAAUUAAUUAUUUUGAAUCUGUCCAGCCUUACAACUAUUUGAAAAUUUGUCAAAAAUGGGAUUACUGGGAUAAUUGGGAUAACCAUAAAGUUGUCGUCAUAGCUGAUCCUCAAAUUGUUGAUGACCAUACUUAUCCUGAUAGGCCGUAUCUUCUUCAAUAUAUCACCAGAAUUAUUUCUGACAAUUAUAUGAGAAAAAAUUUCAAAUUGUUAAAUCAAGUUUUGCAGCCUGAUUCUCUUAUAUUUCUAGGUGACUUAUUCGAUGGAGGUAGAGAGUGGUUUAAUGAUGAAAAAUGGUUUCAAGAAUAUACAAGAUACAAUUCAAUUUUUUCAAAAAAAUACAUUGAAAGAAGUGCCAACAUUUAUCAAAACUUGCCUGGAAAUCAUGAUAUUGGCUGGGACACAACAAUGAAUAAAACUCUUAAUGAUCGUUUUCAAGUUUUUUUUGGUGAAUCAAAUUCUUUAAAUCUCAUAGGAAAUCAUUCCAUAAUCACAUUAGAUACCAUUUCUUUAUCAAAUCAACAGUCGCAAUCAGGCCUCAACAACAAUUCUCUUGAGUUUAUAAAUCAUUACUUGCCUUCAAAUCCUUAUUUUAAUAACAAUAAUUAUCCAAAUAUUUUGCUAACCCAUGUUCCAUUUUUCAGAGAUCCCAAUAAAUUAAAGUGCAAUGGUCCAAGAGAAAGCAAAAACCCAUUUCCUUUGGUCAAUGGCAUUGAUUUUCAAACCGUUUUAUCCUACGAGCUAUCUAAUCAAUUGUUAAAUCAAAUCAAACCCGAUCUCAUUCUCUCUGGCGAUGACCACGAUUAUUGUGAAAUUACCCAUACAAAUCCAAUCAGUGGAAAAAAGACAAAGGAAAUAACUGUUAAAUCCUUUUCUAUGAACAUGGGUAUUAAAUAUCCCGCUUUCCAAAUGUUAUCACUUUCAAAUGAUCUUGCUCAAGUUGAUUACCCGAGAGCCCAUCAAAGAGAGACUUUUCAAUCAAAUAUAUGUCUAAUGGACCCCCCUUAUACAAUGCUUUUUUCCUACAUAACUAUAUUUCUUAGUUCAAUCAUCUAUAUAUUUCUAAUCUCUUUUUUUCCAGCCAUCUUCAGU
Ascoidea rubescens DSM 1968 is the source of this 1131-nucleotide messenger RNA. It is a transcript of the gene CDC1, whose product is annotated as putative lipid phosphatase CDC1. Gene Ontology annotation, cellular component: endoplasmic reticulum. The record is from RefSeq and is a predicted model, not a curated record. The annotation marks the transcript as partial. NCBI's taxonomy places the organism in Eukaryota, Fungi, Ascomycota, Saccharomycetes, Ascoideales, Ascoideaceae. Gene Ontology annotation, molecular function: hydrolase activity. Gene Ontology annotation, biological process: GPI anchor biosynthetic process. The transcript has a single exon.